CAGCAAGGUCUAUAAAGAGGUCUGGUACAGCCCGAUGUCUGAUCUGAUCUGAACUUAACACAGUUACAAUGGGCAAGAUUACCUUCUUCGAAGACAGGAACUUCCAGGGUCGUCACUAUGAGUGCAGCACUGACUGCCCUGAGAUGCAAAACUUCUUCACUCGCUGUAACUCUAUAAAAGUGGACAGCGGUUGUUGGGUGGCCUACGAGAAGCCCAAUUAUGGCGGCUACCAGUACAUGCUGCACAAGGGCGAGUACCCCGACUACCAGCGCUGGGCAGGCUUCAAUGACUGUAUCCGCUCCUGCCGUAUGGUGCCACCUUAUGCUGGGAACUACAGGAUGAAGAUAUUUGAGCGAUCUGACUUUGCAGGCCAGAAUAUGGAGCUAAUGGAUGACUGCCCAGAUCUGCAUGAGCGUUUCCACACCCGUGACAUCUCAUCUGUCAAUGUUAUGGAGGGCUACUGGAUUCUACAUGAACACCCACAUUACAGGGGACGCCAGUACUUCUUGCGCCCUGGCGAGUACAGGAGACACAGUGAGUGGGGAAGCAACAGUCCCACCAUUGGAUCUCUGAGACGUGUCACUGAUAUCAACUGAUUUCCAGCUCUCCUUUUUUACCCUUACCGAGCCUCAUCGUUAAGCUUCCCACCCUCUUGUUCUUCAAAUGCCUGCACUGUUUCAGUGUGGUCUCAACGCUGUGUUGUGGUGUCCAAACCUGAAAUCAUACAUUCUGAUGGUGGCUUUGGUGCGUCUGAUGUUGGGUUCUGGUUUUGUUAGUUUGCUUUACAUUGUUGGGUAAAAGUUGCUCCUCAACUCAA
This is a messenger RNA of Thunnus maccoyii (southern bluefin tuna), 817 nucleotides long. RefSeq names its product crystallin, gamma MX (gene crygmx). Gene Ontology annotation, molecular function: structural constituent of eye lens. The transcript has 3 exons. Gene Ontology annotation, biological process: visual perception; lens development in camera-type eye. Bases 69 to 596 code for a protein of 175 amino acids. The record is from RefSeq and is a predicted model, not a curated record. Lineage: Eukaryota; Metazoa; Chordata; Actinopteri; Scombriformes; Scombridae.